ACAAAAAUGUCAAACCUAAACCCAAACCAAGUUCCGAACCCAAACCCAAACCAAGUUCCGAACCCAAACCGUGUGAAAGAGCUAAAAGAAUUCGACGAAUCAAAAAUCGGAGUAAAAGGCCUAGUCGACAAAGGCCUUACAACCAUACCCACUUUCUUCAUCCACCCAUCAGAACCCGACCCGGAACCCACAACCCGACCCGGUUACAAAAAACACUCCAUCCCCGUCGUUGACUUUUCUCUCCCUCGGUCAACGCUGGUUGACCAAAUUCACAGUGCAUCAACGACGCUUGGAUUUUUCCAGAUUAUUAAUCACUCUGUUAAGGUGGAGGCAAUAAAUAAAAUUGUUGGUUCGGUUAAGUCGUUUAAUGAAUUGCCUGAUGAAGUGAAGAUGAAGUAUUAUAGUAGAGAUAUGACACGUGGAGCUGCGUAUUCUACGAAUUUUGAUUUGUAUAAUUCUAAAGCUGCCAGCUGGAGGGACACGUUGCAGAUGAGGUUGGGUCCCACUCCGCCAGAGUGGGAGUACGUGCCGGAGGUAUGUAGGGAGGCGGCGGUUGAGUGGGACAAAGAAGUGGUAAAAAUUGGGGAAGAAUUGAUGGGUUUGUUAUGUGAAGGGUUAGGGGUAAAUAAGGAGAGAUUGAAGGAAUUGUCUUGUUUGGAUGCAAGAGUUAUGGCUGCACAUUACUACCCUUAUUGUCCACAGCCAGAGUUGACGAAAGGGCUAACGCCACAUACUGAUCCGGGUGUGUUGACAGUGUUGGUGCAGAAUGAGGUGAUGGGAUUGCAAGUAAAAUUUGGUGAUGAUUGGGUUGAUUUGGAGCCGAUUCUGGGAGCUAUUGUGAUUAAUAUUGGUGAUAUUCUCCAGAUCAUAUCGAAUGAUGAAUACAAGAGCGUGGAGCACCGAGUUCUAGCCAACCCUUAUCAAGAACCACGCGUAUCAGUUGCUGUCUUCUUUAACCCAGGCCAAAGAGAGAACUCAUUUGGACCUCUACCCGAACUAAUAUCGGAUGAAAAACCAGCAGUUUACCGGGAAUUCUUAUUCAUGGACUAUAUGACAAGAUUCUUUUCGAAAGAGUUGGAUGGGAAGAGCUUGACAAAUUACUACAGGGUUUCAAAUCAAGUAUAAAAGCUUACAGAAAGGUAGCAAUCUGUUAGUACAUCAAAAUUUGUAGCUCGUGUAAAUGAUACUGUCCCUAUAGAUGUGUUGUGGAAAUAAUAAUAAUGUAAAGUAGAAAAUUUCAUCAAAUAUACGCUUGUUAAAGUUCUGUACAUACCUGCAUUAUUUUGUUCAAUAUUAGAUAAGUUCAGAUA
Lycium ferocissimum is the source of this 1310-nucleotide messenger RNA. Its product is annotated as 1-aminocyclopropane-1-carboxylate oxidase homolog 4-like. The record is from RefSeq and is a predicted model, not a curated record. The coding region runs from base 7 to 1125 and encodes 372 amino acids. NCBI's taxonomy places the organism in Eukaryota, Viridiplantae, Streptophyta, Magnoliopsida, Solanales, Solanaceae. The transcript is spliced from 3 exons.